UUGUUCUCAUUUCCACGUUGUUUUUUGAUUGAACUUACUUUCCACCUAUUUCUUUGUAACUUUCUGUAUCAUUAAACAAGAUUUUUGAAAAGCAAUAGAAAAUGUUCAUACAGACUUCAAUGUCCCCAGAAUUAUUUUGGAAGUCCGUCAAUAUUUUGAUAACCAAAUUCAAUGUUAUUAAUAAAAGGUUAUGGGGUUGCAAUACAAUUUUCAGUUGUUGUUGCAAACCUACAAAUAAUAUGUGGGAGCAUCCCAAAACUUGUACAAAAUUGCAAGAUAAAGGAGAUCCUCAGCCAGACAUAGACUUACUAUUCAAGGAAUUGCAAAUAGAACAGUGUAUUGGAGCUGAAGAAGUUGAUGCUUGUGCAACAGUUGUUGUAAUUGAAUUACUUCCAAAAUUAUAUUCACAGAAGAAAGCAUAUCAGCUAAUUCUUAUGGAAAAAGGGAAAGAGCUUGUAACUUUCUAUGAUAUAACACCAGAAGGAUAUAACCAAAACUUGUGUCCUGAUUUUAUUUAUUCACUUGCUUUAGAAAAUGGGAUAUUGUCAUUGAAAACUAAUUUAGACAAUGUUUCUAACUCAAAAUCAUACCAAUGGCUAGUAAAGCAAGUACUACCACAAUUUGUGAAAUGGGGAGAGGAAGAAAAUGUAAAGAAGCACAUGUGUACUGAAUCUUUGAGUUUGAUAUCAACAGAUGAUUAUUACAAAAAGUAUAAUGAGCUAAAACUCAAAUAUGGUAAAGAAAUGGUUGAGAUUUGGCCAGAAGUAACAGACCCCUCUAAGUUUGUGUAUGAGGAUGUUGCAAUAGCUACAUAUUUAUUGUUGCUGUGGGAAAAUGGAAAUGAAGAAAAUAGAAAGAAAACUUUUGUAGACCUUGGUUGUGGUAAUGGGUUGUUGGUCUAUAUUCUAACUAAAGAAGGACAUACUGGAGUGGGCAUAGAUGUGAGAAAAAGACAAAUAUGGGAUAUGUAUCCUGAUGAUGUGAAACUAGAGAUAAAAACAAUAAUACCAUCAGAUUUGAAUUUAUUCCCUGAAGCUGAUUGGCUAAUUGGAAACCACUCAGAUGAACUUACACCAUGGAUACCAGUAAUUGCUGCCAGAAGUUCCUACAAAUGCAAUUUUUUCCUUCUCCCAUGUUGUGCUUUUAAUUUUGAUGGUAGUAAAUACCAAAGAAAAGAUUCUUCUAAAAGCCAGUACACAGAAUAUCUAGAGUAUGUCAAAGAUUUAUGUGUAAGUUGUGGAUUUGUCACACAUGUGGACAGGCUAAAGAUUCCUAGUACUAAAAGGAUAUGCCUUGUGGGACAAAAGAGAUCACAUACAGAAGACAUGUACUUAGAAUAUUGCAAUGACAUCAAAAAGUUAAUAGAUAAAAGUUGUGGAUGUACAGACAAUAAAGCUAGCAAAUCUGACCCUUGGGUGGCAGACUUCAAAGCUAGAGAUCCAGUAGAAAGAAUAAGAAAUUGCACCAAAAUAGACAAAGGUACCAUAGAAUCAAUGGUAAAUUGCAUUGCAAAUUAUUUACUGCAAGGUUGUAAUUUGGAGACUGAAUGGUCUUGUGGUAGGUUAGUGAAUUUAUGUGAACUAAUCCAUUUGUUAAAUGAGGACCAACUGAAAGCCAUGAAAGCUGAAUGUGGUGGACUACAAACUCUUUUAAGGAAUCAUCAUCAUAUUUUUAAAGUGCAAAGUGGUCAAGUUCAGUUACGGUAUCCUAAAAAUAUUGAUGAAGUGAGCAAAAAUGUCUCCAAACCUAAUAAAAACAUAAAAGUGAAGCGAAAAUCUUGUUGGUUUUAUGCUCAUCAUCCACAAGGUUGCCCACUAAUAGACAGUAAGUGUAGUUAUUUACAUCAAAAGUGAGUGUAUUUAUAUUUAUGUAAGAAUAAUAUGAUUAUUAUGUAGCUAUUAUAAUAGUUUGUAUAAAAC
Ostrinia nubilalis (European corn borer) is the source of this 1919-nucleotide messenger RNA. Its product is annotated as probable tRNA (uracil-O(2)-)-methyltransferase. The record is from RefSeq and is a predicted model, not a curated record. Gene Ontology annotation, molecular function: tRNA (uridine) methyltransferase activity. Bases 102 to 1853 code for a protein of 583 amino acids. Gene Ontology annotation, biological process: tRNA methylation. The transcript is spliced from 4 exons. Lineage: Eukaryota; Metazoa; Arthropoda; Insecta; Lepidoptera; Crambidae.